Erythranthe guttata (spotted monkey flower) is the source of this 987-nucleotide messenger RNA. RefSeq names its product transcription factor MYB114. Gene Ontology annotation, molecular function: transcription cis-regulatory region binding. Gene Ontology annotation, biological process: regulation of DNA-templated transcription; cell differentiation. The record is from RefSeq and is a predicted model, not a curated record. Lineage: Eukaryota; Viridiplantae; Streptophyta; Magnoliopsida; Lamiales; Phrymaceae. Gene Ontology annotation, cellular component: nucleus.
UGUAUAAAUACACACACACACAUAAUCCCAAAGACCCAAAAAAAACAAACCAAAACCACAACUUCCACACCCACUUUAGUGUGUGUGAUUGUGUGUUUCAAUGGCUAGAAGAAAAGGUGAUGAUGGGUCAAUCAGAAAGAAGCAGCAGGAGCUGAACAGAGGAGCUUGGACGCCCGAGGAAAACCGGAAACUGGCCGAAGCAGUCACCAUCCACGGCGCUAAAGAAUGGCCAACCAUUGUUUCCAAAGCCGGUUUGAACCGUUGCGCCAAGAGUUGCCGGCUUAGAUGGAUGAACUAUUUGAGACCGAAUAUCAAACGAGGCAAUAUGUCCGAUCAAGAAGAGGAUUUGAUCAUCAGACUACAUAAACUCCUCGGAAAUAGAUGGUCACUGAUAGCGGCGAGGUUGCCGGGUCGAACAGACAAUGAGAUAAAGAAUUAUUGGAACUGCCAUUUGAGUAAGAAGAAAUCGGAGGAGGAAGCGUUGGUUGCAGGAAUUUCAAUGGGGUCAAAGAGCGGUCAACGAUUCAUCGGGGAAGAAGAGAACAAUAAUAACAAUAGUAAUAAUAAUAAUAAUAACAACAGGGCAAGUUGCAGCAGUGGUGUUGAGGUGUCAUCAGAAGAAGAACAAAAAACAAGGUUUGAUGUGAAUGAUUUCUUUGAUUUCUCAAAUGAGAAUCCUUCAACUUUGGAGUGGGUAACCAAAUUCAUUGAAUUUGGUGAGUGAUGCUUUGUUGAAUUUGUCUUCUACAUAAAACUUUUGACUUAUUCAUAUUUGCCUCGUUGACUCUGUUUUGUUAAUCAGCAAAAAAUAGGCUGUUCUUGGUGUAAAUAAAAGCUUCGGUUUUCACAUUUGGCUAAGGCCUCGUUUGGGAAUGUUGAUAGGAUUCGUAGGAUUGAUUGAACUACAAUGUAAUGUCUUAUAUUUGGGAUUUGUGAUUAUACAAUCUUUGUAUAAUAAAGUCUAAGAAGUAAACGGUUUCGGCUAGC